AUGAUUCUGCGAAACCCACUAAAAUCUCCUUUUAACUCUGAACUAUCGAUCUUCAAGGCACUGCUCAUGUCAACGAUCACAGAAUCUAUAUCCAAUGAUUACUCUCGUUUCAUCUCUAUCCUUGGAGUUUGCAAAACGACGGACCAAUUCAAGCAAUUACAUUCACAAAGCAUUACGAGAGGUGUAGCACCAAACCCAACAUUCCAAAAGAAGCUCUUUGUCUUCUGGUGUAGUCGUUUAGGUGGCCAUGUGAGUUAUGCAUACAAGCUGUUUGUGAAAAUACCUGAACCAGACGUGGUUGUGUGGAACAAUAUGAUCAAAGGUUGGUCAAAGGUGGAUUGUGAUGGUGAAGGAGUUAGAUUGUAUUUGAAUAUGUUGAAGGAAGGUGUGACUCCGGAUAGCCACACGUUUCCUUUCUUGUUGAACGGUCUUAAGCGUGAUGGAGGAGCUUUGGCUUGUGGUAAGAAGCUGCAUUGCCAUGUUGUGAAAUUUGGAUUAGGUUCUAAUCUUUAUGUGCAGAAUGCUCUUGUGAAAAUGUACUCUUUAUGUGGACUAAUGGAUAUGGCUCGUGGGGUUUUCGACAGGAGAUGCAAAGAGGAUGUGUUCUCGUGGAACUUGAUGAUCUCUGGGUACAACAGGAUGAAAGAGUAUGAAGAAAGCAUUGAGCUUUUAGUGGAGAUGGAGAGGAACUUGGUUUCUCCAACUUCUGUUACCUUACUUCUUGUUCUCUCGGCUUGUUCUAAGGUGAAAGAUAAGGAUCUCUGUAAAAGGGUUCAUGAGUAUGUUAGUGAGUGUAAGACUGAACCCAGUUUGAGAUUGGAAAAUGCUCUGGUCAAUGCAUAUGCUGCGUGCGGGGAAAUGGAUAUAGCGGUGAGGAUUUUCAGGAGUAUGAAAGCUAGGGAUGUGAUUUCUUGGACAUCUAUCGUGAAAGGGUAUGUUGAGAGAGGGAAUCUGAAGUUGGCAAGGACAUAUUUUGAUCAGAUGCCAGUGAGAGACAGAAUUUCGUGGACUAUUAUGAUUGACGGUUACCUACGAGCUGGUUGCUUCAAUGAAUCUCUGGAAAUAUUCCGAGAGAUGCAAAGUGCAGGUAUGAUACCCGAUGAAUUCACCAUGGUUAGUGUUCUCACAGCUUGUGCUCAUCUGGGUUCCUUGGAGAUAGGUGAAUGGAUUAAGACAUACAUAGACAAAAACAAGAUCAAGAACGAUGUUGUUGUGGGGAAUGCUUUGAUCGAUAUGUAUUUCAAAUGUGGGUGUUCUGAGAAAGCACAGAAGGUUUUCCAUGACAUGGAUCAGAGAGACAAAUUCACAUGGACAGCCAUGGUUGUUGGUCUUGCCAACAAUGGACAAGGUCAAGAGGCCAUUAAAGUUUUCUUUCAAAUGCAAGACAUGUCAAUACAACCAGAUGACAUUACUUACCUUGGCGUCCUCUCUGCUUGUAACCAUAGUGGUAUGGUAGACCAAGCAAGGAAAUUUUUUGCCAAGAUGAGAAGCGACCAUAGAAUUGAGCCAAGUUUAGUACAUUACGGAUGUAUGGUUGACAUGCUUGGUCGAGCUGGGCUAGUUAAGGAAGCAUAUGAGAUACUAAGGAAAAUGCCAAUGAAUCCAAACUCGAUUGUGUGGGGAGCUCUACUUGGGGCUUCUAGACUUCAUAAUGAUGAACCAAUGGCUGAAUUGGCGGCUAAGAAAAUCCUUGAGUUAGAACCUGAUAAUGGGGCUGUUUAUGCUUUGUUAUGCAAUAUAUAUGCAGGUUGCAAAAGAUGGAAGGAUUUGCGAGAAGUGAGAAGAAAGAUCGUGGACGUUGCAAUUAAGAAGACACCAGGCUUUAGUUUAAUUGAGGUAAACGGUUUUGCUCAUGAAUUUGUUGCUGGAGACAAAUCACAUCUUCAAUCUGAAGAGAUUUACAUGAAACUAGAAGAAUUAGCCCAAGAGUCGACAUUUGCAGCAUACUUGCCUGAUACUUCCGAAUUAUUGUUCGAGGCUGGGGAUGCCUACAGUGUGGCUAACAGAUUUGUCCGAUUGUCGGGACACCCAGGAACAAAGAACUGGAAGAGCACAGUCAGGUAA
Arabidopsis thaliana (thale cress) is the source of this 2064-nucleotide messenger RNA. Its product is annotated as Pentatricopeptide repeat (PPR) superfamily protein. Gene Ontology annotation, molecular function: RNA binding. The record is from RefSeq and is marked reviewed. Bases 1 to 2064 code for a protein of 687 amino acids. Lineage: Eukaryota; Viridiplantae; Streptophyta; Magnoliopsida; Brassicales; Brassicaceae. The transcript is spliced from 2 exons. Gene Ontology annotation, biological process: RNA modification.